UUUCCAUUAAUCUGGCGGUCUCUGGCGAGGUCUCUACACAGCACUCACAUCUGAUUGGCUGAGAGCCCCGCCAUCUUUCCCACAGCUGAUUCUUGUUUAGUUGAGAGUGUCUGGUACGACAAGAAUGCUGCGAGUAGGAGUGUCCCGUCUCCUGCAGCAUGGGGCAUCCAGGGGAAGGGCUGCUCUGGGGGUGGGUGCUACUCGGGUGCAGUCUUCAGCCCCUGAGAAGAUUGAAGUGUUCAUUGACGAUCAGCCGGUGAUGGUACCGCCUGGAACCACAGUGCUGCAGGCAGCAGCCGAGGCAGGAGUGGAGAUCCCACGCUUCUGCUACCACGAGCGACUUUCUGUUGCAGGAAACUGCAGGAUGUGUCUGGUAGAGGUGGAAAAGUCUGUCAAACCUGUUGCAGCCUGUGCCAUGCCGGUGAUGAAGGGCUGGCGCAUCAAGACAGACAGUGAUAUGACUCGCAAGGCACGUGAGGGAGUGAUGGAGUUCCUUCUGAUCAACCACCCUCUUGAUUGCCCCAUCUGUGAUCAGGGUGGCGAGUGUGACUUGCAGGAUCAGUCCAUGGCUUUUGGUAGUGACCGUUCAAGGUUCCUGGACAACAAGAGGGCAGUGGAGGACAAGAACAUUGGCCCUCUUGUGAAGACCAUUAUGACUCGCUGCAUCCACUGCACCCGCUGUGUGCGCUUUGCCUCAGAGGUGGCUGGUGUAGAGGACCUGGGCACCACUGGACGAGGCAGCGACAUGCAGAUUGGUACUUAUGUGGAGAAGAUGCUGAUGUCCGAGUUGUCUGGCAAUGUGAUUGACCUUUGCCCUGUGGGAGCUCUCACCUCUAAGCCAUACGCCUUCACUGCCCGGCCAUGGGAGAUCCGUCGCACUGACUCUGUGGACGUGAUGGAUGCGGUGGGCUCCAACAUUGUGGUCAAUCAUCGCACAGGAGAGGUGCUGCGUAUCCUUCCCAGGACCAAUGAGGAUAUCAAUGAAGAAUGGCUCUCUGACAAAUCCCGCUUUGCUUGUGAUGGCUUGAAACGACAGCGUCUGGUGCACCCCAUGGUGAAAGACUCCAAGGGGGAGCUGCGGCCCUGCCAGUGGGAGGACGCCUUGCUGGUGGCAGGGCGAGCCUUGGCAGGAGCACAGGGUUCAGUGGCAGCAGUAGCAGGAGGUCUGGCAGAUGCUGAAUCCCUGGUAGCUCUCAAAGACCUGGUGAACAAGCUCGGGGGGGAGGCCACCUGCACUGAGGAGAUCUUCCCUGAGGAUGGCAGUGGAACAGACUUGCGCUCCUCCUACCUCCUCAACACCACCAUUGCUGGUGUGGAAGAGGCUGACCUGGUGCUUCUUGUCGGGACAAACCCUCGUUUUGAGGCACCACUCUUCAAUGCCCGCCUGCGCAAGGCCUGGGUACACAAUGAAUUGGACGUGGCUGUUCUGGGACCAAAUGUGAACUUGACCUAUGAAGCAGAGCACAUAGGUGAGGAUCCAGCAAUCAUUGAGAAGCUGCUGUCUGGCACUCAUCCCUUCUCCCAGCGACUGAAGGCUGCCCGUCGUCCCAUGGUGGUGGUGGGGUCGGCCCUCCUGUCACGACCUGACGGAGGGUUGCUCUAUGCACGGCUGCAGCAGUUGGCUCACCAGCUGCGUGCAGGAUGUGAGGGUGGAGCCGAGUGGCGGGUGCUCAACGUGCUGCACCGUGUGGCUUCCCAGGUGGCUGCCUUGGAUUUGGGUUACACCCCUGGGGUGAGCAAGAUACACAAUGCUCCCCCACAGGUCCUUUAUCUCCUUGGAGCAGAUGAGGGUGCUAUCACUAGAGAAGAUCUGCCUGCAGGCUGCCUUGUCAUAUACCAGGGCCAUCAUGGUGACAGAGGAGCAGAGAUGGCUGAUGUGGUUCUCCCGGGGGCAGCCUACACGGAGAAGACAGCCACUUAUGUCAACACAGAGGGCCGAGCACAGCAGGCCCGGGCAGCUCUUAUACCCCCUGGGAUGGCUCGAGAGGACUGGAAGAUCAUCAGAGCCUUGUCUGAGGUUGUGGGCGCUCAGCUGCCAUACGACAACCUUGCUGAAGUACGGGACCGUCUCACAGAGGUGUCUCCUAACCUGACACGUUAUGGUGAUGUGGAGGAAGCCAACUACUUUGCACAGGCUUCAACCUUGGCACAGCUGGUGAAGGGCAAGCAGGAGGCAGCACCCAUAGAUGUGCCUCAGAAACUGUUAGAAGACUUCUACAUGACCAACUCUGUGAGCCGUGCCUCGCCCACCAUGGCUAAGUGCAUAUCGGCCAUCAAGAAGGAAGCAGCCAACAGGCAUCGCGACAAGUAGAUACUCCAAUUGGUCCUCUAAGAAUAUUUAUGUUAGCUGUGCAGCCACUCACCUGUUUCAUGGCCAUAUUGUCAUCAUCAUCAGUCUAAGAAGCAUAGUAAAGCACAGUGGUGGCCAUGAGAUUGGUGAGUGAUGUGUAGGAGCGUUCUUCCCUUCUGAGGUGUACAUGUUGGGUGGAUCCUUUUUUCCUCUUGUUGCCUGUCAAAAAAGUUACGUAAGGAAGGCCAUAAACUUGUCAAUCCUAACAAUUCCUGGUGACGCUCAAGCCAGGGCCAAAAUGUAGACAAGCUAACUUAUUUUAACAUGCCUUCCCAGCAAAUGUUUUACUAGUAUUUUCAGAUAUCAAAUUGUUGAUAAUGUGAAGCUAGUAUGGUAAAUAAUAAAAAAUUCAGUGAGCACAUGUGAUGUGUUAAAUUAUACAUUAGAUGGAGGUGUGCACGGGCUGCUGGAGGAUGUAUAUAGAUAAUGAUGUUUGUACAGAGCAUUCUAAUUAAAUGAUAAGUUUGAAAGA
This is a messenger RNA of Portunus trituberculatus (swimming crab), 2822 nucleotides long. RefSeq names its product NADH-ubiquinone oxidoreductase 75 kDa subunit, mitochondrial-like (gene ND-75). Gene Ontology annotation, molecular function: NADH dehydrogenase (ubiquinone) activity; iron-sulfur cluster binding. The transcript has 15 exons. Lineage: Eukaryota; Metazoa; Arthropoda; Malacostraca; Decapoda; Portunidae. Bases 125 to 2311 code for a protein of 728 amino acids. The record is from RefSeq and is a predicted model, not a curated record. Gene Ontology annotation, biological process: ATP synthesis coupled electron transport. Gene Ontology annotation, cellular component: membrane.